GAUGUCAGCCCCCACGUGCUUAGAAAUUUUCGUUGGCUGUUACGAGAGAACAACCCUUGGUUAUGAAGUUAUUGAGAAUGAGGAUUCAUUUGAGAUCAAGGCGAAGUUUACAGACAAUUCCCACAUUGGUUAUGUCAAGACAAUUGCAGCCAACAGGACGUUCCUGGCCACCGGAAGCACAGAUGAAACAAUCCAUCUAUAUAACGUGAAAACUAAUAGAGAACUUGGAGCACUUCUGCAACAUUCUGGUUCGAUUACCAGCUUAUGUUUCCAUGGUGACAACCACAUGUUGAGUAGCAGCACCGACGGCACUCUAUGUAUAUGGAAUACAGAUUCAUGGGAGUUAAUGAAAAGUUUACGAGCUCACAAAGGUGGGGUAAACUCACUAGCCAUUCAUCCGUCAGGAAAGCUGGCUCUGUCUGCCGGUCAUGACAUGUCACUCCGAACAUGGAACCUCAUCAAGGGAAGAGUUGCGUACACAACAAAUAUGAAGCAGUCUGCUGAUUUUGUGUCGUGGUCACCGGACGGAGAGCUUUACAUCGUCAUUUUGAACAGUAUCAUCAAUAUUUAUGACAUCACCACGGCAACGAUAACAUGUUCAAUAGAUUGUUCAAAGAGAGUUCUCGCUGUAGCAUUUCUCACGAAUCGAAUAUUAGCCGUCGGAGGUGAAGGACAGACCAUUCAACUGUUUGAAAUCUCCAAAGGAAAGCCGACAUGCAAGUGUGAAUUUAAAGCACAUGAGAACAGAGUAAAAGGACUGGCAGUCACACCAGACCGGAGGAGCCCGCCUAAGGAAAACUGCAUGUGGCUGGUUUCUGUUUCAAGCGACAGCUUCCUUAAGGUUUGGUCUGUCAACAUUGAAGAGCUAGGGGAGCCAUCUCUGCUAGCAUCAUUAGACACCACAGCUAGGUUGACCUGCGUGGCAGUUAGACCUGCCAAAACCGAAUCAUCAUCAAAGCCGACAAGAGAGAUGCAGACAGACUCAAAGGCGAGCAUCGCUAAGGGAGAAGGCCCAUCAGUCAAACGGAAAAGUGCAGGUGCCAAACAAGAUUUAAAAAAGAAGAAGAUACGGAUCAAAAAGCAAACACCUUAAGCAGCUUCAGACAGAUUAGAGUCAACAAACGGCCCUUUAUACUCUUUUGUAUAGACCUCUGUCACUCAGCAACCAUUUUGGUCAAAUUCCCUGUAUCCAUAUAUAGUGAAUACAAGUACUUAUAUAUUUACAAUAAGGAGCCUGACUAUUUUAUAUGCGUCUUUGUUUGAUUGGUUUCAAUUAAUUUGGGGUUGAACAAAGUAAAAUAAUUGACUAGAGCGGGAUUUGUACCAAAGCAUCCGGAUUAACGUGUCGGCACUCAACCAACUGAGAUAUCAUAGCCCGGUGUUGGCGGUCCCAGCCAGAGGCCAUGUUUCAAAUCCUGCUUUUGUCAAGUUUUCUUUGCUAAACCCCAUAUCAUUUCAAAUUUACCCAGUCAGUUUCCUGUGUGAGUUUAUUAUUGAUUUUGAAUUAAAUUAAAUGGAUGUAAAGCACGAUGACUGGAAAACAGGGGUCAUGGUAAAAUAAUUGUUUCAAGAAAAGUCUGACUUUUAAUAUUUUUUUUUCACCCUUCAUUUGAUAGAACAUACCGAUACAUAAUGCUCCGCCCCAUUGCAUAUUGACCAAUCACAACCCAUUGCACAACCAAAAGUCUGACACUAUAAAGUCUGACAUGCGU
Messenger RNA from Asterias rubens (European starfish), 1712 nucleotides. Its product is annotated as p21-activated protein kinase-interacting protein 1-like. The record is from RefSeq and is a predicted model, not a curated record. The transcript has 9 exons. NCBI's taxonomy places the organism in Eukaryota, Metazoa, Echinodermata, Asteroidea, Forcipulatida, Asteriidae. Bases 2 to 1093 code for a protein of 363 amino acids. Gene Ontology annotation, molecular function: protein binding.